Molecule: messenger RNA, 960 nt
Organism: Saitoella complicata NRRL Y-17804
Lineage: Eukaryota; Fungi; Ascomycota; Saitoellomycetes; Saitoellales; Saitoellaceae
Exons: 4
Coding region: 27-929 (300 amino acids)
Source: RefSeq, a predicted model, not a curated record
CGGCCAGUCUCUCACCGUUCCUUGCGAUGUUAUCAGCAAAAGCAACCCGCACAUUCAUCGCAUCCCUCCUCCUCCUCUCCACCUUCCUCCUCCUUCUCACGUUACUCUCCACCAAUCCCGACUUCGUGCCCUCAUGGACCAACUCUCGACUAUCAUUUACCACACAAACAUCCAUACCGAUGGAGACGGCACCGGAAAAGAUGCUGGUAAUCGCGCGAUACGACGAGGACGUAUCGUGGGUGCCACUGUACCUCGGCGAUUUCCCAUUCAUUAUCUACACGAAAGACGACCAUGACAGUCUUCACAACAUCGAGGGGAACUUUGGAUCGGAGAAUUCCGCUUUUCUGAAGUUCAUCAUCGAUCACUACGAUAACCUACCGGAGUAUACUCUCUUUCUCCACGCACACCGCGAAUCGUGGCAUACGGGAGGGAAGAUCGACAAAAUUAUCCGGAAUCUGGAUUGGGAUGCGAGAGGAUACUUUAAUCUCAGCCCAAGUCGGAUGCAUUGCUACUUGAGGCUCAACAUGACAGAAGACGAAGGGGACAGACACUGGGGCUGGUGCGCAACCCAGGACAAGGAAAAACUCGACGGAAACGCCUACAAGCGACAAGCGGAACUUACACGCGUGUUCUACGAGACCUACAUGUUACCCUACGUCGGAGGCUCCCUACCCCCCAUGGUUCGAGCCACCUGCGGUGCCCAAUUCCUCGCACACCGUUCCCGGAUCCUCGCACGUCCCGUCUCCUUAUACCAAGAUAUAUACGACUGGUUACGGGAUUGGCCAUAUGAUCGGUAUUGGUCUGGGCGUGUGAUGGAGUAUGCAUGGCAUGUCAUUCUCGGCGAGGAUCCAAUGGAGGAGAUCAUGAAGCGGUGCAACAUCACAGGAGGCAGACUCGGCUGCGACGAAUUUGGUAUCAAGUACUACUGAGGAAGCUUAAGCAGUGGCCAUAGCAUCGUGU